AGGAGGCGGAGGGGGAUGACGUCAUCCGGCGGGGCGACGGGCAUUGGGCGCCAUUUUGAAAAGGGAAAAAAAAAAAAAAAAAUCCCUCCUCGGCGGCGGCGGCGGCGGCGGCAGCGGCGGCUGCGGCCGGAGCUGAGCGCUCGGCGGGGCGCCUCCGGUCGGGCGCGCUCGGCUGGGCAGGCCCCGUCCCGCGCUACUGCCAUGGCAGGAGCCGGAGGCGGCGGCUGCCCCGCGGGCGGCAACGAUUUCCAGUGGUGCUUCUCGCAGGUGAAGGGCGCGGUCGACGAAGACGUGGCGGAAGCUGACAUCAUUUCAACUGUUGAAUUUAAUUACUCUGGAGAUCUUCUUGCAACAGGAGACAAGGGUGGCAGAGUUGUUAUUUUUCAACGGGAACAAGAGAAUAAAAGCCGUCCUCAUUCUAGGGGAGAAUAUAAUGUUUACAGUACCUUUCAAAGUCAUGAACCAGAGUUUGACUAUUUGAAAAGUCUAGAAAUUGAAGAGAAAAUUAAUAAAAUUAGGUGGUUGCCACAACAGAAUGCUGCUCAUUUUCUACUCUCUACAAAUGAUAAAACUAUUAAAUUAUGGAAAAUAAGUGAACGGGAUAAAAGAGCAGAAGGUUAUAACUUAAAAGAUGAAGAUGGACGACUUCGAGAUCCUUUUAGAAUUACAGCACUACGGGUCCCUAUAUUGAAGCCCAUGGACCUUAUGGUAGAAGCAAGUCCGCGGCGAAUUUUUGCAAAUGCUCACAUGUAUCAUAUAAGUUCCAUUUCAGUAAAUAGUGAUCAUGAAACGUAUCUUUCUGCAGAUGACCUGAGAAUAAACCUAUGGCAUUUAGAAAUCACAGAUAGAAGCUUUAACAUUGUGGAUAUCAAGCCUGCUAACAUGGAAGAGCUGACGGAAGUCAUCACUGCUGCCGCGUUCCACCCACACCAGUGCAAUGUGUUUGUCUACAGCAGCAGCAAAGGGACUAUCUGGCUAUGUGACAUGCGUUCCUCUGCCCUGUGUGACAGACACUCUAAGUUUUUUGAAGAGCCUGAAGAUCCCAGCAGUAGAUCCUUUUUCUCAGAAAUAAUUUCAUUCAUCUCUGAUGUCAAAUUCAGCCAUAGUGGUCGAUACAUGAUGACCAGGGACUACCUGUCUGUGAAGGUUUGGGACCUCAACAUGGAGAACAGGCCUGUGGAGACCCACCAGGUGCAUGAGUACCUGCGAAGCAAGCUCUGUUCCCUGUAUGAGAAUGACUGCAUCUUUGACAAGUUUGAGUGCUGUUGGAAUGGUUCAGACAGUGCUAUCAUGACGGGGUCCUACAACAACUUCUUUAGAAUGUUUGAUAGAAACACUCGGCGGGAUGUUACACUGGAAGCUUCAAGAGAGAACAGCAAACCCCGAGCCAGCUUAAAACCCCGGAAAGUAUGUACAGGUGGUAAAAGGAAGAAAGAUGAGAUUAGUGUGGACAGUCUAGACUUCAACAAGAAGAUCCUUCACACAGCCUGGCACCCCGUGGAGAACAUUAUUGCUGUAGCUGCCACCAAUAACUUGUAUAUAUUCCAGGACAAAAUCAACUAAAAAAGCUAACUGGAGGACCAAGUCUUAUUUCAAAUAGUUAAGCCGUUGUUUUCUGUCAAAGAAAAGGCGUUGUCCUCUCCAUUAAGAACAGAGAUGCACUUCCUACUUCCCUUCCUAACAGGAAAGACCUCAGCUGGAAUCCUGGCGUAGCUCUGCAUUUAGCCCAGGGAGAGAUGCUUGCUGCUGCUCAAGGGGAAAACCCACUCAAAGCAGACGUGGCGGACAGUGCUCAAUAAAGGCCAUUACUCAAAAUAAAUGUAUUUAUUUAAGUCUGAGCCUUCCUUUCCUCUUCAUAGACCAAAAACUAACCUCCAAGAGAAGUGUUGUCACACAUUUCUGUCCCCAGCUCAAUCUUCUUUCUCCGCCAUCCCAUGGCCUUCACCUGGACGUAGCCUGACCACCAUCCAUUCCUGGCUGGCCCCUCAGAGCCAGGCGGGUGUGCCCACCUGAGGCGUGUGGCUGCGGCCCGCCAGGCAGGCAGG
Molecule: messenger RNA, 2045 nt
Organism: Octodon degus (degu)
Lineage: Eukaryota; Metazoa; Chordata; Mammalia; Rodentia; Octodontidae
Gene: Ppp2r2d
Product: protein phosphatase 2 regulatory subunit Bdelta
Exons: 10
Coding region: 16-1563 (515 amino acids)
Biological process (GO): peptidyl-serine dephosphorylation
Cellular component (GO): cytosol; protein phosphatase type 2A complex
Molecular function (GO): protein binding; protein phosphatase regulator activity
Source: RefSeq, a predicted model, not a curated record